Molecule: messenger RNA, 1383 nt
Organism: Megalops cyprinoides (Indo-Pacific tarpon)
Lineage: Eukaryota; Metazoa; Chordata; Actinopteri; Elopiformes; Megalopidae
Product: 5-hydroxytryptamine receptor 3A-like
Exons: 9
Coding region: 1-1383 (460 amino acids)
Biological process (GO): regulation of membrane potential; nervous system process; monoatomic ion transmembrane transport
Cellular component (GO): neuron projection; synapse; postsynaptic membrane
Molecular function (GO): extracellular ligand-gated monoatomic ion channel activity; neurotransmitter receptor activity; transmembrane signaling receptor activity
Source: RefSeq, a predicted model, not a curated record
AUGCACGGAUGGUGCAAGAGUUACUCAUCACCUCCCACUCUGUGCCGUCUGAGCUGUAAAAAGGGCCACAGUGGCCCCACCUAUGAGUCCCUACAGACGGUGUUUGACAGGAAACCCUUUCGACCAGCAGUCAACCUCAGCAACCCCACCAUAGCCAACAUAUCCUUCACUCUGUAUGCGGUGCUGGGAGUGAAUGAGAAGACACAGAUUCUCACUACCUUCCUCUGGCUCAGACUGUAUUGGCACCAUGAGUUUCUUGUGUGGGACCCAGAUGAAUGUGAUGGAGUCACUAAGAUUUCGCUUCCUGUAAAAGACCUGUGGACACCAGACAUCAUUGUGUAUGAGUUUGUAGAUGACGAUGUAUCCCAGGACUGUCCCUACGUGUACGUCAACCACACAGGCCACAUCCGCUAUGAUAGAAUGUUACGAAUUGUCAGCGCCUGCAACCUGGAGAUCUACACCUUUCCAUUUGACAUUCAGAACUGCUCGCUCACCUUCGGAUCCUACAUGCACACCAUCAAAGACGUUCGGGUCAGUCCUGCCUUGUCCUUUGCCGAGAUCUCUGGGAACUCAAAGCGAUACUUGGAGGCCAGCGGUGAGUGGGAGCUGGUGGUCAUCCAGGGCGAGGCUGGCAUACUGCAGUUUGGGAUUGACGAAUGGGACAUCAUCACUUUCUGGGUGGUGAUAAAGAGGCGGCCUAUCCUGUACGUGGUGAACCUGCUGAUCCCCAGCUCCUUUCUGAUGAUCAUUGAUAUCUUGUCCUUCUACCUGCCCCCUCACAGUGUAGACCGUGCCUCCUUCAAGAUGACCCUCAUCUUGGGCUACACUGUCUUCCUGCUCAUCAUGAAUGACCUGCUCCCCAGCACAGCAAAUGGCACUCCCAUCAUUGGUAUCUACUUCUCGGUCUGCCUGGCCCUCAUGGUAAUCAGCCUCCUAGAGACGGUCAUCAUAACCAAUGUGCUCCACCACAACUCCAUGAAGUAUCGUGAAGUGCCACGGUGGGUCCGGGUUCUGAUUUUGCAGUACAUUGCCCGUCUCAUUUGUUACCAAAAGCCUGAAGACUCUCCGCAAGCCUCCGAGGACAAACUGGACAACCUGGGUCCAUGGGUCACACAGCCCUCUGCCCCUGCCCCACAUCCAACCAGCAAUGGCCAUGGCACACCUGUACAAAUCCCAGUCAUCCCUGAGCUGAAACAGAUCUGCCAGGACCUGAGUCUAAUGCGCACUCACCUCACCUCCAUGCAGAAGGAGAGUGAGUUGCAGGACCAGUGGUGUCAUGUGGGAUACGUCAUGGACUUCCUCCUGUUCCGCAUCUACCUAUUUCUCAUUACACUCUACGCCAUGGUUAUCAUCUGUAUGUGGUGCAUCUGGUUCAACCAAUAA